AUUUUAAUUCUGGAAGUAGUUAAAACUCGUAUCUAAAACCAAAACAAGAAUUGAUUUUUCACAUUCAACAGAAUGGCGUCACAAUAUGAACGUUGUGGCGACAUUGUGUGGCUGUGCAAGCGUGAGGCACGCAUCUUUGCCUUCAAAUGCAUCCACUGCGAGCACCAGACAACGGUCUUUCGCAGCUUCAAGGAGCAUUUGGUUGCCGCACAUGCGGAAAACAUGCGAAAGCCUGAUGCGAAAGUAGAGUCAGUCGAGACGAAAACUAUAUGCAAUACAAUUGAGACGGUAUCGGAAGGCCAACCACAAGAGAUUCACAAGCAGCAGGCGACCGUAGAAGUGGAAGUGCAGCGAAAAGCUAGCCAGAGCUUGCCAGCUGCAAUCGGGUCGGAGCUGGACCUGGAUGCUGCAUGGCAAGCCCAAUUCGAUACGUCCAGCAGCAGCAGCAGCAGUGACAGCGACAGCGACAGCGAUUUGCUGGACACAGCGCCGGGCGAUAUGCCUGAAUUUUGGCUGCAGGAGCAGCCCAUCAUGUUGUCGCUCAUCGAGCAGCUGGAGAGCGCCCGACCGCUGUGGGACAACAGCAUGCUGGAGUACCGCAACUACAAGCGACGCGGCGAGGUGUGCGAGCAAAUUGCACGCCAGCUAAGCGAACAAUACCAGCUGCAGCUCAAGUGCCAGGAGAUUGCGGACUAUGCCAAAAAGCUGCGCGCUGCCUAUGCACAGGAGCAGCGCCGCCUCCAGCAGCAGCUGGGCGAUGCUGACGCUGACGCUGACGCUGACAAUGUGGCUGUGGCUGUGGCUGCGACACCAGCAGCUUGGUAUUACGAACGCUUGAGUUUUCUGGCCAACAGCGUGAGGCAAAGGCGCAGCGGCAACAGCGCUCGGUCGGGGGCCGGUGCAUUGCCAGUGCCGCAGCUGACGCAUGAGCAGAACAUCAAGUUUAUAGAGCUGUAUCGGCGCUGUCAGCGCAUCUGGGAUAUGCAGGAUCUGAGCUGCCGGCUGCGGCAAGCGCGUCUGGCGGCCAAACAGCAGCUGCUGCAGUUGUGCCGCAGCGAGCUGCCGCAGGCACAGAAACUGGAACCGGCACAGCUGCAGCGCUACAUCAAGCACUUGCGCAAAACCUAUGCGCAGGAGAAGCUGCGUCGCCUGGCAUGUGAACGCGAUGGAGCUGCAUAUGCGCCAGGCAUUCAAUGCUAUCAGCAGCUGCAGUUUCUCGACGCGCACAUGGCGCCGUUUCGCUGCACAGAGUGCGACCAAAUACUGCACAGCGUCGAUGGCUUUAAGAUGCAUUGCGCCCAGCAUAAGGGCCGUUUGCCAUUCAUCUGUCCGGUGUGCCAGCGCGGCUUUGCGCGCAGCGACAACUGCACCAUACACCUGAGACGGCACACACAGGACUAUCAAUUGGAGUGCGCCGAGUGCGGCAAGCGUUUCGCCAAUACCACGGAUCUGCAUGUCCAUCGGCGGCAGCAUACGGGCGAGAAGCCCUAUUGCUGUGAUGUCUGUGGCCAGCGCUUUGCCACCUGCUCGUUCUUUGUGCGGCAUCGGCGCAGGCACCAGCAGCGACCCAAGGGCAAGUGCCAUCUGUGCGGCAAGACCUUCUACGAGGUGUCCGUGCUGAACGAUCACAUCAAGGGCCAUCUCAAUGUGCGCGACAAACAGUGCGAUGUGUGCCGCAAGUGCUUCACUAGCGCCAAAUAUCUGCGACAGCACAAGGAGAUCCAUGCGCCCAACAAGCGCUACAUCUGUAAAAUCUGCAGCAAGGCCUUUGCCCAAUAUGCCGGCCUCAGCGGGCACAUGAAGUCGCAUGGAACGAUUGUGCGCGGCAUACGCAAGGAGCGGGCCAGCCCCAGCCCCAGCCCAGCCGGCAACAAUCCCGACACAUUUCCGGACGACCUGUCGCGAUGUCUGUCGGAAAGUCUGUAAGCCAAGCUGGGAUUCGUAUUAGUGCUAUGAGUAUUAUUAUAGAUACAUUCAUUUAAAUUAUUAUAUUAUUAAGUGAUGUGAAGUUCCAGUCAUUAAAUCAUAGCUCAAAUGUAACGUAA
Messenger RNA from Drosophila montana, 2045 nucleotides. Its product is annotated as zinc finger protein 768-like. Lineage: Eukaryota; Metazoa; Arthropoda; Insecta; Diptera; Drosophilidae. Gene Ontology annotation, biological process: regulation of transcription by RNA polymerase II. Gene Ontology annotation, molecular function: RNA polymerase II cis-regulatory region sequence-specific DNA binding; DNA-binding transcription repressor activity, RNA polymerase II-specific. The coding region runs from base 73 to 1926 and encodes 617 amino acids. The transcript is spliced from 2 exons. The record is from RefSeq and is a predicted model, not a curated record. Gene Ontology annotation, cellular component: nucleoplasm.